This is a messenger RNA of Paecilomyces variotii, 645 nucleotides long. RefSeq lists its product as hypothetical. The coding region runs from base 1 to 645 and encodes 214 amino acids. The transcript is spliced from 2 exons. The record is from RefSeq and is a predicted model, not a curated record. Lineage: Eukaryota; Fungi; Ascomycota; Eurotiomycetes; Eurotiales; Thermoascaceae.
AUGAGUUCAGUUCCCAUCGACGUUCCAGGACGUGGGGAGGAGGUCGUCGAGCCUGCAUCUGUGCAGGCCGCGAUCCUCCUCCCAGGCUCGCCGCCCCGUCGCCCAGAACUGGCAGCUAGCCAGAUCCCACUGGCUGGGGCAGCUGAUUCCGACGAGGGUUCAGACGUCUCCUCCGACGGCUCUAACAAGAGCGUCGAUGUCGAGGGCAGUGAGCGUAUCUUCGACAUGGAAUUGGACGAGACAAACGCCAACCAGCCUGGUCCUUCGGCUGGGGCGUCCGCACCUUCAAUGUCUCGUCUGGCCGCUCGCCUCGCCGUUGCCCACCCAAACAGCAGCGACGUCAGUUCGCUAGACAUCGGGCCUAGCAUGACCAGCAAUGAUGAUGACUCCCAGAAGCGUGGGCGACAACCUCGCCUCAACCGACGCAACUCUGCCGCGAAGGUUCUGCCGACCUCUUGUCCUGUCUCUCUUACGGACAUCAGCACCACCACCCGCCAGCAUGAUCCGUGCCCGAGGGACCAGCAAGCGGACGCAACUGGGAACGACAAGGAGAACGAGCAGUAUGAUUAUCGCAACUUCUCGUCGAGCUCUGAGGAAGACGAAGAGGAAAUCCUUUUCAUGAAAGGCCCCAAGAAGAGCGGUUAG